This is a messenger RNA of Colletotrichum truncatum, 435 nucleotides long. Its product is annotated as DNA-directed RNA polymerase II subunit rpb4. Gene Ontology annotation, biological process: transcription initiation at RNA polymerase II promoter. Gene Ontology annotation, molecular function: nucleotide binding; translation initiation factor binding. NCBI's taxonomy places the organism in Eukaryota, Fungi, Ascomycota, Sordariomycetes, Glomerellales, Glomerellaceae. The record is from RefSeq and is a predicted model, not a curated record. Gene Ontology annotation, cellular component: RNA polymerase II, core complex.
AUGUCGCAUCACGCCCCCACGUCGCGCCCGAAGCCUCCACCGCCAGGUAGCGAGGAAGCUUCGACGAUUCUCAAUUUGGGAGAGUUCCAAAAUGUCGAUACACUUACCCUCUCCGAAGCGUCGCUGGUUAUCAAUGCGCUUGUAGCCAAGCGUAAGAUGGACCGCAAAAACAUCAACGAAACAGAGAUGUUGACCCAGACUCUUAACUACCUCGAUGCUUUCUCUCGUUUCCGCCAAAAGGAAAACGUGGAGGCCGUUGAGCGACUGCUGAGUGCCCAUAAACAAUUGGCAAAGUUUGAGCGUGCACAAAUAGGCUCCCUCUGCUGCGAAACCGCCGAAGAGGCAAAGACCCUCAUUCCGUCCCUCCAGGACAAGAUCAGCGACGACGAUCUUCAAAUACUCUUGGAUGAAAUCAGCAAGCUUCAGAGUCGAUGA